AUGUCAAGCAUUGUGAGUGACGAUGUUGGGUCAGACAUCAGCGUACAGUAUUGCUGUCAGAAGUGCAAGAGACCCUUGGAUCUGGCCUCGGAUUUCGGAAAUUUUCGCACCUCCGAUCUUUCUAGUGCCGUUGGCUACGAAUACAAUUCGGGCUCUUCAUCUCCGACCUACUCUCCCACCUCUAGUUUGGAUCACCGACUCCAGGUAAAUGCUUACCUUUCCGACAUCAUCAACGGUCGAGCUGAAACCGAUCAUCCAAUGUGUCAGGAGUGUGCUGACACUCUAAUUAGCACUCAGCAACAACUGCUUGAUUUUCAGAAGGAGGAGAUUGUCUGUCUCGAGUCCUUACUCGAGCAGUUGAAAGCAAACACAACUGAGAGAAGUGGUGUAAGCACGAAUGUCACACAUACUGCUGAGCAAAUGUUUUCAAUCUCUCAACGAUCGAGGCAAACCUCCUCGUUGUCGGCAACAAAUUCCCCUAACGAGGAUUCACCAAAUCCAUUGGAGACCUCUUCGUUUGAGGUCGAUGAAGAUGGGUCAUUCCGAGAGCCGCUAUAUGCCACGGGAGAUAGCCCAGCGGAGGCUGAAGAAGGGAAUGUAACUACCAAGGCAGAGUUGCACUGCACUCAGGAGGAACUGGUUUCUCUUCGCCAAGAAUUCGUCCGCCUUCAACACCAAUCUCGACUGCUGGAUAAACAAAUUGCCACGAAUGAGGCUGCACUGCUCGUUCGCCAAGCUGAGCUUGAUCGAAUAACCAAUGAAUACAACGAGCAACGCCUAACACUGAUGCAGGCGGAGGAGUCACUGGGUGUCCUUGACGCCCGUCUCAAUGAUGCUCGAUAUCAGUACGAGCGGCUUCGGCGCACCAACGUCCUCAACGCCGCUUUCCCUAUCUGGUACGACGGACACAUUGGCGUCAUAAAUGGCCUUCAUUUGGGUCGGUUAGCGUCGAAACCGAUAACGUGGCCGGAAAUAAACGGAGCCCUGGGACAGUGCGCCAUGCUGGUAACCUGCCUUGCCAAGAAGCUCUCCUAUACCUUUAAAAACUAUGUGAUAAUUCCGAUGGGCAGUCAGUCCAAGAUUGCUGCCUUGCCGAAUGGGACUCCACUACCUCUCUACAAUUCUCCGGGCAGUAUGCGAUUAUUCAGCAGCGCAAGCUUUGACAACGCACUGGUGAUGCUUCUCGACUGCGUUGGUCAGCUUCAGGCACGAGUUGAACGUCCGCCAUUUUUCCAUCUGCCUUUUAAAAUCCUCGAUGGUGGCCGCAUUGAGGACAGAAACGGAUCUGUCUUUUCCAUCAAGUGUUCCACCACUACUGAUGAGAACUGGACUAAGGCGUUGAAAAUGCUUCUGAUGGAUCUCAAGUACCUAAUCGCCGCCACAGUCGGUAGACCUGACCGCUCCACCUCCAAAGCGCAGGCAGGCCACUGA
Messenger RNA from Echinococcus granulosus, 1431 nucleotides. Its product is annotated as Beclin-1. The record is from RefSeq and is a predicted model, not a curated record. NCBI's taxonomy places the organism in Eukaryota, Metazoa, Platyhelminthes, Cestoda, Cyclophyllidea, Taeniidae. Gene Ontology annotation, biological process: cellular response to nitrogen starvation; autophagosome assembly; late endosome to vacuole transport. The coding region runs from base 1 to 1431 and encodes 476 amino acids. The transcript has 11 exons. Gene Ontology annotation, cellular component: phosphatidylinositol 3-kinase complex, class III, type I; phosphatidylinositol 3-kinase complex, class III, type II; phagophore assembly site.